Yarrowia lipolytica CLIB122 is the source of this 1479-nucleotide messenger RNA. RefSeq lists its product as uncharacterized. The record is from RefSeq and is a predicted model, not a curated record. Lineage: Eukaryota; Fungi; Ascomycota; Dipodascomycetes; Dipodascales.
AUGCUCCUAUACGACAUUUUGCAGCUCCAGAUCUCAGCUCCUGAGGCAGAAAUCGACCAGGCGUACCGCACGCUCGCCCGGUGCACAUUCCAGGACUUUUAUCUGCUUGAAAACACCGACUUUUGUGCCGUCUCAGACGCCUACUACAUUCUCAAACAGCACCGAAACGAGUAUCUGUCCACCUCAGAUCGAGAUUCGCGAGACUUCUUCAGCUAUGUCCAGCCCUCAUUGCCUCAUCCUGUUCGCCAGUAUCUUCGCAAUUACGGAGUCUGUGGAUCGGCCAUGAACGAACACUCCAUCGUCCAUCUCACUUGCACCUCCGAAUGGGAACGAAGCUCAUUCCCCGGACUAGCCGUGUCUCAACGCGCUAAAAGACUCAUGGAACGGCCCCAAUGGCACUCUCCGUUAGAUUCGCACUUGAUUGCCAAUGAGGCCACUUUUCUCACGGCUCUGGAGAGCGACACUACUAGAGCUCUUUCUGGACUACGCGAAUCCCCAUCCAAGCAGAAACGCUACCUUCGUCAAGUUCUUGCGGUUCUGGACGAGAUCUGGAAAAAGUUGAGAGGCUUGGAGAAUAAGAAGGAAGACUUUGAUGUCUAUGUGAACCUCAGAUGUGUGUACUUUGCCGUCUUUCUCUAUGCCCGGACUCUUUCCUCAGAACUAGAGAAAUCCGCUGGUUUACCAGAUGUCUAUGCAGACCUCAGCAACUACUCGCUCAACUCGUGGUGUUGCCCAUCACUAGAUCCCAUCUCCUCAGAGGUGCAUGCUACUCUGUUGGAUCUAGGGCUGGACCCUGCCACCAUUGAGCCCAAGAACAUGGCCAAUGUCAAAAUCGAGCUAAUGCACAACCGGUCUCUGUUGACAAAGGGCCGCAUGCUCAAUGACAGGGAUAUCUUGCAGCAGCGCCACGAGCAGCAGCGGACGCCUCUCAAGCUGCGGCUCAUGGACGGAGCCACCUCAGAUCCCAUCUUCGGAGUGCCUGUGGUUCUUCUGGAGUUCUUGGGUAAAGACGUGGCUGGCAUCAAGAAGGACUUACGAGAUAGAAGAAGGUCUAGUGGAGGAUGUGUUGAACACGGAGAUUUAAAGACAACUCCGAAGACCAAGACUGAGACAGAACCUAUUGCUAUUCCAGGAAAGACCAAGAAAGACGCCAAGGGUUCACCCGAAUCACAUCCACGCAAACAAUUUUCCAAGGUCUCGCCAAAGACAUUGAUUCCGAAGAUGAAGGCCGAUUGUGAUAAGAAGACAAAGAAGGAUGGCAAACAGGAGAGACAGACAGACAAAAAGAAGAUGCCAAGAUCGGUGAGCAGCCCGAAGAUACCCACCAAUGUCACUGAGAGCCCAGUUGAUUCGUGGUCAGAUACAAAGAGCGAUGAUGGAGCGUCUACCUUGGUGGAGCCUGUUCCUCUUCUUCGACAGCGAGCUUCAGAGUAUGGCUUCUUCAAUAAUGACAUGGACUAUCUGGUUUCUUCGCAGUAA